ACGACGCCUCCGGGACUCGGGGGGAGCCGAAUGCCGCCUUCAUUGUCGAGGUGGAGCGAGUCAUGCUGCGACAUAGUUGAGAGAACAAUCAGAGAUGUAAACAAACCAGUGCCGCAGUCAGACCCGAAAUUCCAAUGUCCGCGGCCGCCCGCCAUAUCUCUACCUAGGGCUGAGAUUGAGCCAUUGGCGCGCGCCGCUUCCACCACUAACCCCGGCUGAACACCGGAUUUCACGCAUCUGAAUGGUAGAAGUAUUUGGCUAGUCCGCGACUUGAGCCGCGCAUUUGCAGAUGACGCGAGGUGACUCAUCCCCAGCAAUACAAAUACGCCGCCCAGCCUUAGAUCGUCUCCUCCAAGACAUCACCCGUCCACCAUGGCCGAAACCCUCUGGAGCUCGGAACGCUUAUACUUCCGCGGCGUCAACGACUCCGACGCCAAAUUCCUCGUCGCCUCCCUCUCCGACCCCCAAACGCACGUCCAACUCGACCCCUUCCUCCACACCCCGCCCGCCACCAAAAAAGGCGCGGAGUCCGUCAAAUGGAUGUCAGAGCAGCUCCUCGCCGCAAUCAUCUGCCUCAAGGAGCCCCCGCCGUCCACCCCCGCAACAACCACCGCAACUAAUGGCGACGCCGGCGUGGCAGCGGCAGCCACGCCCGCCGCCGAAGAUGACUUGCACUCCGCCGACCUGAAACUCACGCGCAUCGGGCACAUCGUCCUCAUGAGCGGGCCUCCAGGCCAGGCGCACCACCGCAAUGCCCAGAUCGGGCUGGGGCUGCUGAAACCCUAUCACGGCAAAGGCUACGGCACCGAGGCACUGGAGUGGGUGCUGCGCUGGGGCUUCCGCAUGGCCAACCUGCACAGAAUCACGAUUGCGGGCUUUGGGCUCAAUCCGGGGGCUAAGCGGCUUUACGAGCGCGUGGGGUUUGUGCAGGAGGGCGUGCAGCGCGAGGAGAUGUGGUAUGAUGGGCGGUAUUGGGAUUCUUGGUCGUUGUCUAUGUUGGAUCGCGAGUGGUAUGCGCGGUAUGGGGAGAAGGAGACGCGGGUUCUUGCUGGGGCGGAGAGUGUACAGCCGUGAGGGGGUUCUUGUUUGCAACAAAAGCUCGCUUGGGUAAUUUGUUUUGGGUUCUUACAGCGGUCCACUC
Molecule: messenger RNA, 1141 nt
Organism: Neohortaea acidophila
Lineage: Eukaryota; Fungi; Ascomycota; Dothideomycetes; Mycosphaerellales; Teratosphaeriaceae
Product: acyl-CoA N-acyltransferase
Exons: 2
Coding region: 373-1074 (233 amino acids)
Molecular function (GO): acyltransferase activity, transferring groups other than amino-acyl groups
Source: RefSeq, a predicted model, not a curated record